Messenger RNA from Bursaphelenchus okinawaensis, 2263 nucleotides. The record is from the annotation of a GenBank genome assembly. NCBI's taxonomy places the organism in Eukaryota, Metazoa, Nematoda, Chromadorea, Rhabditida, Aphelenchoididae.
AUGACCGGUGAAACUGAGAUGGAGGUGGAGAAGGAUUUAUCCUCGCUUGCUAAAGUUGGAGUAGCUGUUAUCAAGGCGGAAUUCUUAAAGAAAGUUGAGGUAAGUGUGCUUUUUGUUUUACGUUUGUGUUUUUAGGACAUAGAGUACGUUAUGUUGAGUAUAUUUUGGCUUUACCUAACCGUUUUCUAAGCUGAAAAUUUACCUAUAAGCUUCCUUUAGGAUGCAGAACCAAUGGACACUGGAAAGCCUGAUCCGGUGAAAGAUGAAGCCCAAGUUGCUGCUGAUAAAGCCAGAAAAGCGGCUAGACGAGGUCAGGAUCGUAAAAGAGAAAAGAAAAUGGCACACGCGAUGGCUGAUGUUAGACAAAACUCGAUGAGACUGUGUCCAUCAAUGUUGAUACCUGGAAGAGAAUGUAGAUUUGGGGCUAAAUGCAACGCUUCUCAUGAUAUUAAGGAUUAUGUGGCGAAGAAAGAAGAGGAUAUAAGUAUGUCUUUUUCAUUAUAUGUUAACAUUUAGUGAGAAAAUUUUAUUUUGUAGCAUAAAAACAUAGAAUGAUAUUGUAAUAGCCGUAAAAGGUUGCUAGAAUCUAUUACUAUAAUGUUUUCUUUUGAGAAGUCGUAACGUUUAUCCUUCAGGACCUUCUUGUAUCAUAUACGACCAACUUGGCAAGUGUAAUUUUGGUGUUUCUUGUCGAUUUGCCAAAGCCCACACCAAUCCAGAUACAUUUGAACAGCUAGAAAAGCAAGCUCAAGAAGCUUAUCAACCGACUUUGAACGCUGAUGGUGUUAAACUUCAGAAGUUGAUGCGGAAACACGAAUAUGAUUUUAAGAAGUCAGAUGAUGCUCUGGUACUGUACCGUGAAUUGAAGAAGCAGGAGAUUGCAACAGGAGCAAUGGAGAGAGAAAAGCUGAAGAUGAACAUGCGUGAUCUUAAGGGUAAAAAGUAUUUGGCACCGUUGACUACUGUUGGAAAUCUGCCAUUCAGAAGGCUGUGUGUAGAAAUGGGAGCUGAUAUUACUUGUGGUGAAAUGGCUGUGGCUACAAGUUUGCUUCAGGUGGGAUUUGGUCUCUAUUUUCUCUCAGAUAAUAUUGUUUUAAAGCGCAAGUAGAAUAUGAAUGAUUAAUUUUACUAACGGAAGAACGUUGCCUUAAUCUUAAGUUAGGUAUGGUAUCGUUUUAGGGCAAUCCAAGUGAAUGGUCAUUGAUUAAACGUCACCCGUCAGAGAAAAUAUUCGGAGUUCAGCUGGCUGGUGGGUUUCCAGAUACGAUGGCAAAAGCAGCUCAGAUCUUGACCGAAAACAUGCAAUUAGACUUUAUUGACAUCAACUUGGGAUGCCCGAUUGAUGCUGUGAACGACAAGGGCGGUGGUUGUGCGUUGUUCAACCGGUCAAACAAGCUGAUGGAGGUAAGAAUUUGAAAUAUUUGUAAAAAAGGUUUUUUUAUUUUUUAAGUUUGGCAAUAUCAAAUUUUUAAAAUACGUUUAGUUUUUUAAAUAUUCAUUAGAAUAUAUCUAUACAGAUAUAUCUAUAGCAAUUAUUAUUUAUUUUUAUCAAUUGCAGGUGGUUCAUUGCAUGCAAUCAGUGAUGAAAGACACCCCUCUGUCAGUAAAGAUGCGUUAUGGUCUAAAAGAAGGCGACAGAAUAGCACACAAAGUCAUCAGACGCUUAGUAAACGAAUACCCACCUCAACUUCUGACCAUUCAUCCAAGAUCAAAGGAGCAACGUUACACUAAAGCAGCUGAAUGGGACUACAUUCCCGAAUGUAUUGAAGCCGCCAAUGGCAAAGUACCAGUUUGGGUGAGUGGCGACUGUUACAACUAUGAAGAUUACUAUGCAAAUCUCGAAAACUACGCAGUAGAUGGCAUUAUGGUAGGCAGAGGAGCCUUGAUUAAACCUUGGUUAUUCACUGAAAUCGAUGAGAAACGUCAUUAUGACAUUUCGGCCACAGAAAGACUGGAUUUGAUCAAAAAGUUCUGCAAUUACGGACUAGAACAUUGGGGCACUGAUGAUGCUGGUAUUCAGACAACAAGAAGGUUCUUGCUUGAAUGGCUUAGUUUCCAACAUCGCUACGUGCCAACUGGUAUUCUGGAGUAUCUGCCACCGAAAAUCAACCAAAAACCAUUGCCAUAUUAUGGAAGAUGCGAGAUGGAAAGCUUGCUGGCUAGCCGAGCUUCGAGUGACUGGCUGAAGAUUUCGGAAAUGUUUUUGGGAAAAACUCCACAAGGCUAUCUGUUUGUACCUAAACAUAAGGCUAACGCUUAUUGA